UUACCGUUUUCUGGGACUCCCCGUAAAAUGGAGACUAUCCUGGUUGGCCGAUAUUUUCACUAUCCAGCAUAGCAGAUAUCCUAAUUUGAAAAUUUUUUGAAUGUGCCUCACCGGAUUUAACUGGUUGACUUUUGUUUUUCGAAAUUCGGAAAUCGAAAUUGCAAAUAUUACUGGACGCGAUGGGUAUGCCCCCUCCCCGACCCCCAAAAGAAAGAAAAAUUGUUGGUGAGGGGCUUUUGCCGUGAAUGUUAGAACUUGCUGUUAUCACUGGUUUUCUGUCUGUAAUUGGUAAUGAUGUCGAGGCCCAUGUUGCUUGUUUUCUUGCUGCUUAUACUUAUAAUCACUUCUCAGUUUGAGUGGAAACAGCAGCUUGUGGCCGAUGUUGAUUCAAAUCCCAGUGUAUCUCAAAAGCAGAACCAGAUUUCGAAAAGAGAAGAAACAGUUAAGGAGAAGAUUAUAUUAGUGCAAGAGAAGAACAUCCGUAGACUCAAUGAGCUUGUAAAGCAUCUCCAGGAACAACUGCAACAGUGUAGAAGCAAUAACCGAACAACUAAUGGUACCGUGACUCCUCUGACCGAGCGCAUUCUUGAGCUUGAACGACAGCAAACUCUUGAGGAUUAGGCUGAGACAACAAGCAUGUCUGAUACGCUCGUCCCUACGUUAAGUUGUAAUUUGUAAAGUUUCUCUUCUUUUUUUUUUGGCAAAACUGUUUGUCUAUUCGUUUGAAAGAAAAAGGCUGUAAUAGAUUUGCUUCCUCAUCGGAACAACGAUAGCGAUAUCAUUUAAAUGUGAGUCCCACGUUAUUCAAAUGUAAACUGAAAGGAGCGGUAUCUCCUUCUAAUCCAUGUUUGAUAAGGCAACAUAAUAUAGAACGACCAUUUGGGUCGAACAUUCGGAAUUAAA
Neltuma alba is the source of this 903-nucleotide messenger RNA. RefSeq lists its product as uncharacterized. NCBI's taxonomy places the organism in Eukaryota, Viridiplantae, Streptophyta, Magnoliopsida, Fabales, Fabaceae. The transcript has 3 exons. Bases 292 to 621 code for a protein of 109 amino acids. The record is from RefSeq and is a predicted model, not a curated record.